AUGGAGGAAGUUGCUGCCCUCGUUAUCGACAAUGGCUCCGGCAUGUGCAAGGCCGGUUUCGCCGGUGAUGAUGCUCCUCGUGCCGUUUUCCCUUCCAUUGUCGGUCGCCCCCGUCACCAUGGUAUUAUGAUUGGUAUGGGUCAAAAAGACUCGUACGUUGGUGAUGAGGCCCAGUCCAAGCGUGGUAUCCUCACGCUUCGCUACCCUAUCGAGCACGGUGUCGUCACCAACUGGGACGACAUGGAGAAGAUCUGGCAUCACACCUUCUACAACGAGCUCCGCGUUGCCCCCGAGGAGCACCCCGUCCUCUUGACCGAGGCUCCCAUCAACCCCAAGAGCAACCGUGAGAAGAUGACACAGAUCGUUUUCGAGACGUUCAACGCCCCCGCCUUCUACGUCUCCAUCCAGGCCGUCCUUUCCCUGUACGCCUCCGGUCGCACCACCGGUAUCGUGCUCGACUCUGGUGAUGGUGUCACCCACGUCGUCCCCAUCUACGAGGGUUUCUCCCUUCCCCACGCCAUUGCCCGUGUCGACAUGGCCGGCCGUGAUUUGACCGACUACCUGAUGAAGAUCCUCGCCGAGCGUGGUUAUACUUUCUCCACCACGGCCGAGCGUGAAAUCGUCCGUGACAUCAAGGAGAAGCUCUGCUACGUUGCUCUCGACUUUGAGCAGGAGAUCCAGACUGCUGCUCAGAGUUCCAGUCUGGAGAAGUCGUAUGAGCUUCCCGACGGCCAGGUCAUUACAAUUGGCAACGAACGUUUCCGCGCCCCCGAGGCCCUCUUCCAGCCUUCCGUCCUUGGCCUGGAGUCUGGCGGUAUCCACGUCACCACUUUCAACUCCAUCAUGAAGUGCGACGUCGAUGUCAGAAAGGACCUCUACGGCAACAUCGUCAUGUCUGGUGGUACCACCAUGUACCCUGGUCUCUCCGAUCGUAUGCAGAAGGAGAUCACUGCUCUUGCUCCUUCUUCCAUGAAGGUCAAGAUCAUUGCUCCUCCCGAGCGCAAGUACUCCGUCUGGAUCGGUGGUUCCAUUCUGGCCUCUCUCUCCACCUUCCAGCAGAUGUGGAUCUCAAAGCAGGAGUACGACGAGAGCGGUCCCUCGAUCGUCCACCGCAAGUGCUUCUAA
Podospora anserina S mat+ is the source of this 1125-nucleotide messenger RNA. RefSeq lists its product as uncharacterized. The coding region runs from base 1 to 1125 and encodes 374 amino acids. Lineage: Eukaryota; Fungi; Ascomycota; Sordariomycetes; Sordariales; Podosporaceae. The record is from RefSeq and is a predicted model, not a curated record. The transcript is spliced from 5 exons.